This is a messenger RNA of Lobosporangium transversale, 693 nucleotides long. Its product is annotated as RING/Ubox like zinc-binding domain-domain-containing protein. Gene Ontology annotation, biological process: protein ubiquitination. Bases 1 to 693 code for a protein of 230 amino acids. Lineage: Eukaryota; Fungi; Mortierellomycota; Mortierellomycetes; Mortierellales; Mortierellaceae. The transcript is spliced from 5 exons. Gene Ontology annotation, cellular component: CCR4-NOT complex. The record is from RefSeq and is a predicted model, not a curated record. Gene Ontology annotation, molecular function: metal ion binding; ubiquitin-protein transferase activity; RNA binding.
AUGUUCGAUGAAGAAGAUUUCGAUUGCCCUUUGUGCAUGGAGGAGCUCGACAUCUCGGAUAGAAAUUUCCGUCCCUGCCCGUGCGGCUAUCAGAUCUGUCGUUUCUGCUGGCAUCACAUUAAGGAAGACUUAAAUGGGCGUUGUCCAGCCUGCAGGAGAAUAUACUCGGAGGAAACUGUUCAAUUCACGCCCAUCUCUGCUGAUGAACUAACGAUGAUCAAGAAUGAAAAGAAAGCAAAGGAGCGCGAGAAAAAGGAGAUGGAAGCCAUGAAUAGGAAGCAUCUUUCUAACAUGCGUGUGGUCCAGAAGAGCCUAGUGUAUGUGAUUGGUCUCCCUGCUAAACUUGCCAACGAUGAGCAUACAUUAAGGCAACAUGAGUAUUUUGGACAAUAUGGCAAGAUUGCCAAGGUCGUAAUCAACCGGAGAAAUGCCACAACAUCGUCAGGAUCUUUAGGUCAAGGCAGUGUGGGUGUAUACAUUACGUAUGUGCGGAAGGAAGAUGCCACAAAGGCAAUAGCAGCAAUUGACGGUAGUGUUUGGGAUGGCAAAAUCUUGAGGGCAUCAUACGGAACCACAAAGUACUGUACUUAUUACCUUCGUGGCAUGACCUGUCAAAACCCAGGAUGCAUGUAUUUGCACGAGCCUGGAGAGGAUGCUGAUAGCUUCACUAAAGAAGAUCUUGCAGUGGGGUAA